This is a messenger RNA of Platichthys flesus (European flounder), 6021 nucleotides long. It is a transcript of the gene cnot6l, whose product is annotated as CCR4-NOT transcription complex, subunit 6-like. The record is from RefSeq and is a predicted model, not a curated record. Gene Ontology annotation, molecular function: protein binding; poly(A)-specific ribonuclease activity. Gene Ontology annotation, biological process: nuclear-transcribed mRNA poly(A) tail shortening. Lineage: Eukaryota; Metazoa; Chordata; Actinopteri; Pleuronectiformes; Pleuronectidae. The coding region runs from base 106 to 1761 and encodes 551 amino acids. Gene Ontology annotation, cellular component: nucleus; cytoplasm; CCR4-NOT complex. The transcript is spliced from 12 exons.
CCGUGCUUCCGGGACGUUGAGGGUCUGCGCGGGUUCGACGCUUAUGUCUCCUCCGGCUCCGCCAGUGACCCGUGUUCCUCCGGCCCCGCAUGCAGAUUAACAGGUAUGCCAAAGGAAAAAUAUGACCCUCCAGAUCCCCGCCGAUGUUACACCAUCAUGUCAUCCGAGGACGUAGCCAAUGGGAAGAAGUCUUACUGGGCUGAGCUGGAGAUCUCUGGGCGGGUGAGGAGUCUGAGCAGCUCGCUGUGGACGCUCACUCACCUGACAGCGCUGCACAUCAACGACAACAACCUGAGCCGCAUCCCGCCGGAGAUCGCCAAGCUGCCACACCUGGUCUACCUGAACCUGUCGUCCAAUAAGCUGCGGAGCCUGCCCGCCGAACUGGGCAACAUGGUCGCUCUCAGGGAAUUGCUUUUAAACAACAAUCUUUUGAGAGUUCUGCCUUACGAGCUUGGGAGGCUGUUCCAGUUACAAACCCUGGGGCUGAAAGGAAAUCCUUUGUCCCAAGACAUCCUGAAUCUGUACCAGGAGCCGGACGGAACCAGGAAGCUUUUGAACUACAUGCUCGACAAUCUGGCCGUGCACCCAGAGCAGCUCCCCCAAAGACCCUGGAUCGCGCUGAAGGAGCGAGACCAGAUGAUGCCGGCAGCCGUGUUCACGGUCAUGUGCUACAACGUGCUGUGUGACAAGUACGCCACGCGGCAGCUGUACGGCUACUGUCCGUCCUGGGCCCUCAACUGGGAGUACCGGAAGAAAGGCAUCAUGGAGGACAUCACCGGCUGUGACGCUGACAUCAUCAGUCUCCAGGAGGUGGAGACGGAGCAGUACUACGCCAUGUUUCUGGAAACGCUAAAGGAGCACGGCUACGACGGCUACUUCUGUCCAAAGUCUCGCGCCAAACUGGUUUCUGAGCAGGAGAGGAAACACGUGGACGGCUGCGCUGUGUUCUUCAAGACUGAGAAGUUCACGCUGAUCCAGAAACACACCGUGGAGUUCAACCAGGUGGCCAUGGCCAACUCGGAGGGCUCCGAGGUCAUGCUGAACAGAGUGAUGACCAAAGACAACAUCGGCGUGGCCGUGCUGCUCGAGGUUAACAAGGACAUGUUCUCCGGUGGCAUGAAGCCUCCACAGGAGAAGCAGCUGAUCCUGGUGGCCAACGCCCACAUGCACUGGGACCCCGAGUACUCGGACGUGAAGUUGAUCCAAACCAUGAUGUUCCUGUCGGAGCUGAAGAGCAUCGCUGAGAGGGCCGCGGGCUCCACCGGCUCGCCGACCUCCGACCCCUCCUCCGUCCCCAUCGUCCUGUGCGCCGACCUCAACUCGCUGCCCGACUCCGGUGUGGUUGAAUUCCUGAGCAGCGGAGGCGUGGCUGAGAACCACAAGGACUUCAAGGAGCUCCUCUACAGCGACUCUCUGACCAACUUCAACUGCAACGGCAAGAACGGCACCUCGGACGGGAGCAUCACUCACAGCUUCCAGCUGAAGAGCGCCUACGACAGCAACCUGAUGCCUUACACCAACUACACCUACGACUUCAAGGGCGUGAUCGACUACAUCUUCUUCUCCAGGAACCACAUGAGCGUCCUGGGCCUCCUGGGCCCGCUGGACAGCCAGUGGCUCACCGACAACAACAUCACGGGGUGCCCCCACCCCCACAUCCCCUCGGACCACUUCUCCCUGCUGGCCCAGCUGGAGCUGCGCCCCUCCCUGCCCCAUCCGCUCAACCCCCUCAACGGGCUGCACCUGCCCGUCAACAGGUAGUGCAGCCUGACGGGGCCCCGCCCACCCGUCCUGUCCCACCUUUUAAACACUGCCCCCCCCCCCCCCCCCCCCUCUCCAGCUUUCUACAGGACCCUGUACAGUUUACCGAUCACGAUAGACCUCAGACUCCAUCCAACCCUCUCCAGCCCUGAGACACACUGACCCAGAGGGAGUGAAGUAUUCGCCCUGGUUGUUGCUCCUCUUUGUGUAUUUGAUUUUCUCCCCCCCCCCCCAACUCCCCCUUAGAAAUCAAAUGUUGGGCUCGGGAUGAAGCUGCUUUCUUUUUGCCGUCGACCUUUUUAAGAAUUAUCCUCUGAAUUUGAUUUGGGUUAAACAACACCCAAACACACACUACAAACACAUCACCACAAUAAGUUCAGAUUGUUAUAGGAGGACGUGAAAGGUUUGUUUACAUCAGUGUAUGUUUUAAUAUUUUUGAACAGCCAAGAAAACUCUAAAAUACUUAAGCCGACGAUACGAGAGAAAAUACUUUUUAAAGUACUAGGCUUUUUAAAAAAAAACCACAAGAUAACUUUGUUGUAACGCUAAACUGGUUUGUUUCAUGGGAACUAGAAGCUGGAAUCACCUCACGCCACAGGUUGAUGAACCACUGGUGAAUACAGCACUAGGGGGGGGGCAGUUCAGGGGGCACUCAGACUGCCCCCCCCCCCCCCCCCCUCAGGUCCAUUCACUUCCAUGAAUGUUGAACCUUCUCCUCGAUCGUCACAGACGUAUCGUGUUAAUCUGGACGAGUGUAAAAGAUGCAACUUGUGAUUAACAUUGCCACCAAAUUACCCCCCCCCCCCACCCCCCCCACGCCCUGCCCCCUCCCCCGCCACCUGAUACACUUUGAAUUGUUUUUAAGACGGGAAAUAUAUCAGCACCUCAGUCCAGACGCAGACACACAAUGCCCUUUAGCUUCUGCACGUGAGCGGCGUCUUCAGAGCAUCGUCCUGACUCCCAGCACCUGACUGGCCAAAGAUCCCCCCCCACACACACACACACACACACACACACACAACAAGUGACUUACACUCUGCAGAUAUUAAGAUUAUAUUUAAUUAUUGCUGCCAGAGGCAAAAAAAUUAAAAGCUCCUGCAAAGAAUCUGCUUCUGAUUCGAGAGCAGGAGGCGAAUGUAUUUCCCAGAAGGUUCCUCUCCACUCUGUGUCUUUGUGUCAGGGGACUAGAACCCAGAGCCCUCUACGUACACUGGGACUCAGGGCUCUUCUAUGCAUCGAGCAGUACCUCUCAAACUCCAGACUCUCUGAGUCGCGUCACACGAGCAAAACCGUUCAGGAAGCUGUUCUGAAAAUCCUUUAUAAGCACAGGUAUGCGCGUACAUGCAUAUAUGUUGUUGAAGUAGAAGUCCCAUGUCCUGGUGCUUUUUGAUAAAACCACCGGCGCACAUAUGAUCCAGUCCCCAAAUCUGGCAAAUUAAACGAGUACGAUGCAAAAAAGUGUAGAAAUUGAUUUGGUUCAGACUCUUUAAAGGUUUUCAAACAUCUUGGUCAUCUGGUUUUGUUUUAGGACGUUUGAGACAAGUAUCAGAUGGUUAGUUCCAGGACCUAUUUAUACUUAUUUAAAGAACAAAAACUAAUUCAAAGCCAAACUUCUAAAAUAGUUAAGUAUAAACCAGUGGCUCCAGAAUGUGAGAUCAGCGUCGUGAGAUAAUUAAUGAGGCAGCGAUCAAGAAAACUCUAAAUCAUAUUGAUUGGUACGAAGAGAAGAAGCUGAGGUUCGAGUGUUUGUAUUCACAUCAGUUGAACUGGCCUGUAGGGGGCGCUGUCGGCUGCUGCUUCGGGUUGCAUGUGAUUUGACUUGAACAAGUCGGCCUCUGGUUCCUGAGGGAUCGAUCCCCGUGAGCAUUUUGAGGCUUAUACUUCACUCCUGAACUCACCUCACAGGGCUUCUCUGACUUUUUGUUUUUUUGUACAACAGCUGUACAGAAAUGAAACCCUUCGCUGGGUUAGGGUUAGGGUUAGUCUCUGGGGACGGGGCGUCUUUCACAUGUCGAGAGGGGAACGUACCAUUCUCCAGACAAAGGGGCGUUUGUCUUCGUCACAAGUCGUAGAUGUACUUGUUAUACUUUUUCCUUCUCCCAGUGCAUAUGUGCAUAUGUGAAUACCAUACCUCCACCCGUCUGGAAAACCCCUGAAGACAAAAACCAACGUCCCUCUGUCGAACUUAGUCUUUCAACUGGCACUUUGUACGACUCAGUAUCACCGGGUCUUCGAGAGGAAAAUCAAAGCUCUAGGUUUAAAAGCAGUUUGUGUUGAUGGCUUUUAUUUCUCAUCGUCUCAAAGCUUUUUCUCUCGAGACGAUUUUGAUUUUGAUUUUUAUUUGACGUGUUCAUUUGGCUUCGUCCUCACGCGUCCUCAUCAGCUCGGCUCCUUCAGUUCCUCCGUUAACCAUCGAUACCUCGCGGCUUCGUUUCUGUAGAGUCAGCGUCACGUGACCUUUCUACAAACAACGUGCCUAGUUUGUACAACUCCUCCAACAGCAGCACUGCCCAUGAGACGAAGACGCUCAGAGUAACCCAGCGCCAUCAUGCACCCACCCAUCCAUCCAUCCAUCCAUCCACCCAUCCACCCAUCCAUCCAUCCAUCCACCCAUCCAUCCAUCCAUCCAUCCAUCCAUCCAUCCACCCACCCAUCCACCCAUCCAUACAUCCACCAUCCAUCCAUCCAUCCAUCCAUCCAUCCACCCAUCCAUCCAUCCAUCCAUCCAUCCACCCAUCCAUCCAUCCAUCCAUCCAUCCAUCCAUCCAUCCAUCCAUCCAUCCAUCACUCCUUCCCGAACCAAACUGAAGAAUCAUCGCUCACUUCAGAGUUUGAGGACAAAUCCUUCAUUUCUGCCGCAGAUCUGAAAUCCACACUUUCACCCGUUUUGUGUUUUUUGUUCCUUUUUUCUUUUGCUGAUUCUGCUGCAGAUAAACGAGCUGUGUUCUCCACAGGAUUAUCUAAACUGCCAUUGCAUGCAAGUUCUGAAUGUAAAAAAGAAGAAUCCUGUCGUUCACUACCUGGCCCUGGUUUUUGUUUUUGUUUUUUGUUUUGACUGUUACGUUUGUUGAGGUUUACAGCAGCGUGGUCCUGAGACACACGCGUCCAUCAGGAUUUAUCUGAAGAGUUGUCCGUUGUCUCAAAGCUGCUCUCACGUGUUUGACGGCGUCCAAUCGGUUCGCUGCAGCCAAACCGGGAAACAUGAAUUCAAAGGAUAUCGUGUAAAUGUUUUCCCCUCGCAGUGUAUUAACCUGUAAAUAACACUGAAGCCAGAUAAGACUGAUAAAACCGAGAUUAUGACCUUGAACUGAGUUUGAAACGACCUCUAGAAUGCUGCUGUGUAGAGGGUGUGUCCUGUUCAUCAUGUCAACGUCUCGUUAACAACACUGACGAUGCACAGGUUGGUGUUCUGGUUAAUUUGUGGAAAUCUGGCCAAUAAAAAAAUAUAUAUUUCGGAUUUGGGAAACGAGAAAAGGUAAAAACGUUUUAAAAGUCAGAUUGACUUUAUAAAUAAAAAUUGUAAUUUGGGAAUCUGUCAAUUUUAAGAGAGAGAAGAUUUAAGGAAACCCCCCCGGCUGGUAUUUCUGUAAACUCUCUGCCCCUGCAAACAUUUUAAGUAUUUUAAAGUCGCUGCUUCCCAGCAACUUUCAGCAGAUUUAUUUUAUCCAUGUGUUAAUAGUGCAGUGAAGUGAAACCGGGUGAUGUCCCUCAGCCGCCACCAGCAGUCACCAACUCCAGGUGCUACUUUACUCCUCCAGAGGAUUUGAAAGAGCUGCACUCAAACCUGAUCUGUGUGUCUCGCAUGUUGAGUUUCCAUUUCACCAAACUGGUUUUCAGUCGCUCGGCCUCCACCACAGACGGGAGGUGUCAGGGGGGGGGAGUCGAGCUGAAUCAGACACAGCGGGUUUUGUUCUGUGGAUUCAAUGUGUGCAUCGUGUUUUGGCGAUUAAACGUCACAAAGACAAAAUAUGCGUUGGCUUGUGGGGACGAGUGGAGGUUGUUGUGUUGUGUCGGUGGAGGCGCUGACUUUGUGUUUCUCUGACUCGACAACAGGACAAAGAAAAUACAGGUUUAGCCUUUGUAGAGGUCCUUCUUUUAUUUUGAAAGCCGAGUUCCCGCUGCACAUUGCAGUCUAAUGCAUACGAAUGAAGUUGUUCUCAGUUGUGUCAUCAGGUCAUUUAACAACUUCACCCAAAGAACUUGAUACAUGUAAAUGAAUGAAUAUAUAUAAAUAAAGAGAUUUAAAAUCAAUGAAAAGUC